AUGAGCAAGGCAAAGCACCUCCACGCCAUCCUCAGGGGACAGCACCACCUUCUCCAACAACUCCCAACAGCCUCAGCCGCAGCUUCCUCCGCCUCCUCAACAACUACCACAGCUGCCUCCCUCAGGCUCCUGCCCUCGCGUCUCGUCGUCGGACCAAGCCUCGACUCUGGCUCACGCUCGAUCUACACCCAUGCCACCUCAGCUCAUUCUUCAUUAGACCACAACCACCAAACGUCAUGUCAUCACCAACAUCACCACAAUCACUCUGCCUCGUCCCGAGCUCGCCACCGUGGUCACCCUUGCUCUAUCCCCGCCUGUCUACUGCACACCUCGACCAGGAAUAGCUCUCUUCUGCCGUCGUCUUCCGUCAGUGCCGCCGCUGCAGCUAUCGCCCCUUCGGCCCCUUCAUCGUCGUCCUCGUCCAACGCUAGCGCAGACUCAAUACACUAUCCGCCAUCAGCAGCAGGAAGCCAGGCGGAAGGAGGACACGCGUUUAGUGAACAGACCACUGCAGCUCAAUGGACCUCGGAACUACCCUGGAUUGAUCCUCUCACGCAGUCGUCCUACGAUCCAGCCAGACUACCAACUACUGCAGGAAACAACAAUAACAACGGCACCAGCAGCAAUCAAGGAGGACUCACUCCAGCAUCAUUCUUUGACCAACCUUUUCAGAACACACGCCACAACUAUGUUUUCGCCCACGGAGCUUCUGGGUUCGCCAAGAAUCCAAAAAAGGUAUCGACGUUGACUCCAGAGGAAGACCGCGCCUAUUUCAGUGUACAAAACUAUUUCAGCGGAGCCAAUCCUGCGCUGUAUUCACGGAAGCUGAUGCAUUAUGCGUUCGUGGAACUAGAAAAGUACGACAACAUUGAGGAAGACGCCUUUUAUGACUACUUCAACGUGAAUCCAGUUCAGAUUCUUGAAAAGAGCUAUGAGCAGAGUGCAAGGGAUGCCAAAAAAGAGGGUCUGAUCGGAUCUUCGACAGCAUGCUUGGCAAUACUUCGGGACGACGAGCUCCGAAUCGCCAAUCUGGGCGACUGUGGAGUCAGCAUUAUUCGCAGGAACGAGUUUAUUUUCCGGACGGAAGAGCAGCAGCAUUCCUUCAACUACCCAUACCAGCUCGGGACAGGGAGCACAGAUAGCCCGACAGAUGCUCAGGUGUUCACCGUAAAAGUUGAGAGUGGCGAUAUUGUUGUUAUGGGCACGGAUGGUAUCUUUGACAAUCUCUUUGACGAGGAUAUUCUGGAGGAGGUAGUACGAUGUGUCGAGGGAAUCGAUCCGAACCAGAAUCAUAACCCCUUUGGAACCGGAAACCCAACGUCAUCGCCGGCUCUUCUUUCAGGGAAGGGAGUCAGCGGACUCUGGAGCAAGCUUGCAUCGACAUCAUCCUCGACUAUUGCGGCGAUUUCUGGUAGUAAGGUUACUGCAGCAACGGAUGCAGCAGAAUCAACUGCCAAGAAGGCUGGCGAGAACGAAGUACUGGUGGCCUUGGAAGAGGUUGCCAAGGAGGAAUCGACAUCGGAGUUGUCACCUAUUGCAGCAGCCGCCAUCAUUGCUGCCGAGUCUAGUGCUCUCCCUCUCUCGGCAGCUCUUUACCCACAAAACUCGACUUCCGGCUCAUCGUCAUCACUGCACAGCAACCCAAUAGCAAAGGCAGCAUACCUGGAGAAGCAAAAAUACGUACGCAAGAUCCCUGAACCCAACGUCAUUAGCGAUGCACUUGCCAAGCGGGCUAGGAAUGUGGCCGAGGACACGAGGCAUCAUGGCAGUCCUUUCCAGAGUCGAGCUAUGCAGGAGGGUCUGUACUACCAGGGAGGCAAGCAGGACGAUAUGAGUGUCUUGGUCGCCAUCAUUAAAGUUGCCGAGGACUCGCCCGACCGGCGGUAG
Linnemannia hyalina is the source of this 1887-nucleotide messenger RNA. NCBI's taxonomy places the organism in Eukaryota, Fungi, Mortierellomycota, Mortierellomycetes, Mortierellales, Mortierellaceae. The record is from the annotation of a GenBank genome assembly.